Molecule: messenger RNA, 1014 nt
Organism: Penicillium angulare
Lineage: Eukaryota; Fungi; Ascomycota; Eurotiomycetes; Eurotiales; Aspergillaceae
Exons: 1
Coding region: 1-1014 (337 amino acids)
Molecular function (GO): methyltransferase activity
Source: RefSeq, a predicted model, not a curated record
AUGGCUGAAAGCCUGGAGAAUAUCCACAUCGCUGCCGACCCAUGCCCACACCACCCCGAAGCAGGAGCCUAUCAGCCUGAGGACUGGCAAUCCGAGACUACCUCGAUCGCCUCCGAUCUAUACAAAGGGUUCAUGGAGAAUGGCCGACGUUGUCAAGCCCUAAGAAGCUCCGGGUAUUUUAGCCCUGCCGACGAGAAACAAUUUGAGACUCGUGAAAUGGGACAUCUCGCCGCCUUGCUCAUGAAUUCCGCCAGAGCAAACCCUUUAUUCUGUGCUCCUGUUCAGGACCCAAAACGUGUGCUUGAUGUCGGCACGGGACAAGGCGCAUGGGCCAUGGACGUUGCUGACAUGUUUCCGAACGCUGUUGUUCGGGGUGUCGACCUCUUCCCUCCACCAGGAAGUUGGAUCCCACCCAACUGUGUUUUUGAAGUGGACGACGUAUUGCAAAGGUGGACAUGGCGGGAGAAUUUUGCUUUGAUCCACCUGCGACACGGGAUUGGCGCCUUCACGCCUGAGGAGUGGGCAUUUCUAUACGAGCAAUGCUACGACAACCUUGAACCCGGCGGCUGGUUUGAACAGAUCGAAAUGAAUAUUCAAUGCGAGUGUGACGACGAGAGUAUUGCGGCGGAUAGUGUGCUAUUGACUUGGGGGCCACGGUUUUUUGCGGCUGGCGAAAAGCUUGGGAAGUCACUCGAUGUCACAAAAACAAUGCGCGCGUCUAUCGAGAAAGCUGGCUUUGUUGAAAUUCACGAAGAGAACAAAAAAUGGCCGAUCGGACCUUGGGCUCGGGAUAAGUCAUUGAAAGAGGCGGGUAUGGUUAAUAUGCAGCACUGGCUGGGCGGAAUGGAAGGAUAUUCAAUGUAUUUACUCACCAAGUGUGGGGAUCCGAUGCCAUGGUCGAAGGAUGAAGUGUUGGUAUAUGUUGCUCAGAUGCGGAAAGCACUGACCAACCCACGCACUCCUGCCUAUCAGUAUGCCAAACGUAUCUGGGCCAGAAAACCAUUCCCUGUCUAA